Messenger RNA from Frankliniella occidentalis (western flower thrips), 4273 nucleotides. It is a transcript of the gene Pld, whose product is annotated as phospholipase D1. Gene Ontology annotation, molecular function: D-type glycerophospholipase activity; phosphatidylinositol binding. The transcript has 25 exons. Gene Ontology annotation, biological process: phosphatidic acid biosynthetic process; cell motility; intracellular signal transduction. The coding region runs from base 290 to 3796 and encodes 1168 amino acids. The record is from RefSeq and is a predicted model, not a curated record. NCBI's taxonomy places the organism in Eukaryota, Metazoa, Arthropoda, Insecta, Thysanoptera, Thripidae.
AAGCGAUGAACUAAAAAUCGCGUUAUAGAAACCUUUUUUGCACAGCUGUCAUUACAUUAGCAUGCCUCAAUUUAUUUUAUAGUUUUUUGACUGUACCUUUGUUUUUGUGUACUGUAACUUUUUCAGCUGUUCUAUUUAUACCAGUUAAGGGAAAUUAGGUAGCUAACAUGAGUCUUUUAACUAUUUCUAUAGCUAGGUUCAUUUGGAUUCAUUUGCAAUGCUUGUGUUUCAUUUGGCAACCUGUGUACUGAUAUUUUAACAAUUGGACACCAAUCAACAGGAAGCAAAAAUGGGCGACAAAGUUGAUCCGAAAACUGAUGGAGAUGGCGAUUCUGACUAUGAUGAAGAAUUAGCUAUUCCCGAAGAAUCUUUAAUUACAUCAGCUGAAGGAGGUGAAAUGACAGUCACAUCGUCAGAUGGUGUGGAUACAAUUUCUUCUUUGCAAGCACUUCCAUUUCAAUCUUUGUAUGAUACUCCUUUGAAAUUUAAAUCACCUCAAAGAAUUGUUUUUAUUCCUGGCAAAGAGAUUGCUGUUGAUAUUAUAAAUAAUGAAAGGACUGUGACCACCCAUCUUUUAAACCCAAACCUGUACACUAUACAAUUCCAGCAUGGUGACUUUACUUGGACAGUUCAAAAGCGGUACAAGCAUUUUCACCACCUUCACAGUCAGCUAAAAAUUUUCCGGGCAACCUUAAAGAUUCCGUUUCCAACUAAAACUCAUAGAGAAAGAAGAGCAAGCUUCAAACAUGGCACCAAAGGAAAAUCAAAAAGCUCUCUACCAAGAUUUCCAAGCAAACCUGAUGCUUUGCUUAGAUAUGAUCAAAUUGAAAGGCGGAUGCUGGAGCUCACUGAUUACUUAAGAAACCUGCUCAGAAUAAAUAUCUAUCGCAACCAUCAUGAAACUGCUAACUUUUUGGAAGUAAGUUCUUUGUCAUUUGUAAAAGAGCUGGGAGUAAAGGGGAAAGAGUCUCUUGUUAAGAAACGCACUGGAAGUACUCAGCCAGGCAGAGCAGGAUGCAACUGUUGUGGGCUCUUAGACACAGUUGUUUGUGUGAGGUGCAGUUACUUAUGUACUGACGUGUGUGGGAGGUGGCGGGACCGUUGGCUGGUGUGUAAGGACUCCUUUUUAUGUUACAUCAGUCCAAAAGAUGGACGAGUGCGAUCUGUCAUUCUUAUUGACUCAGGUUUUGAAGUAUCUUCUGGGGUUUACACUUCUGGGCUUCACAGAGGAUUAGUUGUCAUAACUCAUAGCAGACAAAUGGCUAUUAAAUGUGACACUAGAAGAGAUAGUAAGGAAUGGAUAGCUUUUCUGAAGGAUAUUUCUCAUAACCAAGCCCAUGAAUUUAUUCAACGCAAUCGUAUGGGUUCUUUUGCCCCUGUUCGAUUGGAUACUCAGGCUGCGUGGUUUGUUGAUGGAUCAAGUUAUAUGGCGGCUGUUGCUGAAGCUAUGGAAAAUGCAAAAGAGGAAAUAUUUAUUGCAGAUUGGUGGCUAAGCCCAGAAAUAUACAUGAAAAGACCAGCUAUUGAUGGGGAACAUUGGAGACUUGAUAAAAUUCUUCAACGUAAAGCUAUUCAAGGAGUAAAAAUAUUUGUUCUCUUGUAUAAAGAGGUACAAUAUGCACUUGGUAUCAAUAGUUACUACAGUAAACAAUGCCUAGUGAAAGGUCACCAUGAAAACAUAAAGGUUCUUAGACAUCCUGACCAUGCUAAAGCUGGAGUGUUCCUUUGGGCUCACCAUGAGAAAGUGGUUGUUGUUGAUCAAACGUACGCUUUUGUUGGUGGAAUUGAUCUUUGUUAUGGUAGAUGGGAUGACCAUGAACAUAGGCUUGUCGAUUUGGGAAGCAUAUCCCAGGCAACAUCAGCCGGGCAAGGACUGCGACGGAGUCAAACAUCCAGCAAUCCAAGUGGUGAUAUUCAACCUCUUAUGUCAUUAGCUGUUUCUGCAAAUGCUGUUGGUGUUAGUUUGAUGAAUGCAGCUGUGAUUGACAAGUCAGGAGAUGGACAGUCCAACCCUAAUUUAAUACCUAUUCAAGAAAUUCAGGAACCUAUGAUAUCUGAGAAAGAUUUUGCACUGAUUUCACAAGUUCCAGACAAUAUCAAACGCAACACACCAGAAAUGCAAAGAAAAAAUAUUCUCACUAAGAUGAAAACUCGAGGUCGAGGCCUCUUAAACAUUUUCCAUAGCAGUGAAGAAGAAAAUGAAGCAGAUGAUGAUUAUGAUGAUGAUGAUGAUGAUGAUGAUAAUGAUAUUGUUCCGCCUGUGAAUGAAGAGGUCAUUCAUGAGUCACGACAACAAGCUCUGACUGCCAACAAACAAGCAAAAGUUGCUUUUGAGGGUGAUGCCAAUAUGGCCUUCAUUGGGGGAGAAAGGCCUGCUCCCACUGCUGUUGCCAGCUCUGAAAAACAGAAAGUAAAAAAGAAAAAAAGUAAAAGCAAUCCCCUCAUUGAUGGGCUGAGUGGGUCAGCAAAGUUAUGGAUUGGUAAAGACUAUGUUAAUUUUAUCGUGAAAGAUUUUAAUGAUUUGGACAUGCCAUAUCAAGAUUUUAUUGAUCGUUCAACAACUCCUCGUAUGCCUUGGCAUGAUAUUGGCGCACUUGUUCAAGGAGCCGCAGCAAGAGAUGUAGCAAGGCAUUUCAUUCAGAGAUGGAAUGCUGUUAAAAUGGAAAAGGCAAAACUCAACCACUUGUACCCAUGCUUGCUUCCUAAAUCUUAUCAAGAUUUCCAAUUAAACCCCCAUGUGAAAGCAGUAGAUGAAUCUAUAAUUCACAAUGUAGAUUGUCAGGUUCUUCGAAGUGUUAGUAGUUGGAGUGCAGGUUUCUUAGAUUCAGAGUUGGUAGAACAGAGUAUUCAUGAAGCAUACGUAGAUGUGAUCACAAAAGCCAAGCAUUAUGUCUACAUUGAAAAUCAGUUUUUUAUCACCCAAGGCACUAAUUCUGCUUCUGUGGUACGUAACCAAGUGGGGGAUGCCCUUUUCAAGAGGAUAUUGAGAGCAUACAAAGAAGGAAGUAUUUUUCGUGUCUAUGUUGUGAUGCCCCUACUUCCUGGAUUUGAAGGAGAAGUUGGUCAAAGCACUGGGACUGCUCUUCACGCAAUCACUCAUUGGAAUUACUCAUCAAUAUGCAGGGGAAAAGACUCCUUGAUUCAAAGAUUGAAAGAUGCAGGUAUUAGUGAUACCGAAGAGUAUGUGUCCUUCUAUGGACUCCGCAAUCACUCUGUCUUGCAUGGGAGUUUGGUAACAGAACUUAUUUAUGUUCAUUCAAAACUUCUAAUUGCUGAUGAUGCAAUUGUUAUUUGUGGAUCUGCCAACAUAAAUGACCGCAGUCUUUUGGGUAAAAGAGAUUCAGAGAUAGCUAUUAUUGUUCAGGACCGUGACUUUGACUCAUGUACAAUGGCCCAUGAAGAUUUUGUUUCUGGGCGUUUUGGAGGAUCUCUGAGACGUCAAUUAUUCAGUGAGCAUCUAGGACUUCUUGAUUCUGACCACAAUGUGAACAUCAAUGAUCCAGCCAGUGAUUAUUUUUAUCGAGAAAUUUGGAUGCUGACUGCUGCUGAAAACACUGCAAUCUAUGAAGAAGUAUUUCAUUGCAUUCCAUCAGAUCAAGCAAAUAGCUUUGCUUCAUUAAAAAAAUAUCAAGAGGAAAUGCCUUUGUGCCAUUCGGAUCUAACUGCUGCUACAAAAAAGCUAGAAGGAAUCAAGGGACAUUUAGUGAAACUACCAUUGGAGUUUUUAGCAAAUGAGACCCUAACACCAAAUCCAAGCUCAGUCACAGGAAUGAUGCCAACCUCCCUUUGGACAUGAUUCAAUUUCAACACAAAUUUUUACCUCAGCUAGUGAAAUGUGUUCACUAAAAUCAGGCUUGCUAUUGCAACCCUGUUACCUUGACAUUUGCAUUUAAGACAAUUACUUUUAGAAGUUAUUUGCAUAUAAUAUGUUGAUCAAUUGUUUAAAGUUUUAUUUGGUACUGUUUAGUAUGACUGUUAUUGUUUUUUUGUGUUUUAUUUACUUCUUGCCAGUGCAUUGUUUUGUACCAGUGUUUUAAGUGUGUAAAAAGGCACUUAUAUUUUGUCUAAUGCUUGUACUUAGGUUCUCACUACUUUUUGGCACGCCUAAAACCUGGCUAUAGCUUUCGCACUACACGAGCUUGUGCAAAUGCUGUUAACUUACUUCUUGCCAAUUUAUUUUAAGGGCCCAUUUACGAUCGUUCGCGGAACCUUAAAUUAAAUUGACCAACGCGUUGUGGCUUAUGGGAGUAUCUACGAUGCCAGCCCCUUAAAU